Cryptomeria japonica (Japanese cedar) is the source of this 411-nucleotide messenger RNA. RefSeq lists its product as uncharacterized. The coding region runs from base 1 to 411 and encodes 136 amino acids. Lineage: Eukaryota; Viridiplantae; Streptophyta; Pinopsida; Cupressales; Cupressaceae. The record is from RefSeq and is a predicted model, not a curated record. The transcript has a single exon.
AUGUCGAGGUUCUUCUGGGAAAACCCACCUCCAUCCCAGCCGGGCUGCAUGCCUGUAUUUGUGGUAUUUAUGGGGCUUAUGAUGGUGUCCAUGGUUGUGGUAUUUAUGGGGCUUAUGAUGGUGUCCAUGGUGGUUGUUUCUUGUGCUUCUGGGAGUGGUAAAAAGAAGAAGAAGCGUCUGAACAGGAAAAGUGAUGCCUAUUUUGCAGGUCGAAGUGCGGUGGGAGCUGGUGGUGGCUGUGGAGGGGGCGGUGGCGGUGGCGGCUGUGGAGGAGGAGUGGGUGGCAGCGGCGGUGGCUGUGAAGGGGGCGGGGGCAGUGGCGGCUGUGGCAGCUGUGGAGGAGGAGUGGCUGGCAGCGGCGGUGGCUGUGGAGGGGGAGGGGGAGGUGGAGGUUGUGGUGGUGGCGGAUGA